UCAGUAUAAUUUUUAUCAUCACCGCUGACGGACCGCGCUUUGGUGGUGGUACGCGCGAACGCACUUUCGCGAGCUAGCAGUAGACGACCCGUGCGAGGCGGAGGUGUCAUUUCAUAGCUUAAUGAAAACAUUCAAACUAGUGAGUGAAGUUGAAAUGUAAAUUCGAAAGCGUGUGAAAUUGUGACCAAAAAAAAAAAACUGUUCUUGGAAGUGUAAAAUAUGCGUGAAAGUGGGAUAAAGUGAAUGAGAAUGAGGUGUACAAGAACAAUCUGAUGCACUGCGAAACAAUAGCAGCAAAAUGGUACAACAAAUGAUCGGAAGUGAAGUGAAAGAAGCAAAACGGCUCAAGUGAAAAGGAAGAAAAUGGCGCAUUAGAAGAUUUCACAACGUUGUCGAGUCUUCGAUCCAAGGAAGUCACGAGGGUUGUCCUGAAACCGUCGUGCAUGGCCUACUAUCGGAGGAAGGAUAAUCCUUCGUAAUGCCGUUCCACAUGUGGCACGGUACCAAUGAACUAGUUUAGCUACUUCCAGUCAUAGUGAUAGUGUUUCGUCGUGUGUUUAGGUGUCUUCAAGAAGGCAGUUUUUGAGGCAGUAAUAGUACUUGCAAACACUGCAAACGACCUUCACGUCGUGUAAUGAAACAGUGUUCGGGUUGUUACUAUUUAUUGCUGUGUUUCCUGUGAAGUGAAUAGAAAAAGAAGUUUAAGGGCACACAAGCAAGCUGGUGUGAUAAUUGGAUCUGGACGUGUGGUUAGUGUGUGAGGUUUCUGGCGGUGUGCUUCCAGAGUACUACAGGACGCGUUGGCGAAUUGGGAAAUCUCAAGAGAAUCAUAGCACCGAAAGGAAAGCUCCGGUGAGACCUCCAAAGGACUUCAAAAGUAAUGGUGUAACACAGCCGACGUGCUUCAAGCGGAGUGCGAGCUUUCAGUUUGCUGCCUGUUCCCGAGCUACCGCACGAAACAAGGCCUGCGGAUUGUCCUGCAACCUCGUUAAAGAUAUCCGAAUCUGAUAUUACGGCAUGGGAUAACGGAAACUCACAAUAAAUGAGUUUAUAUUUAUUCAUCACAAAACAGCAAAUCCCACCACACAGGAUACUGCUUUCGUUCGCAUCGUUUGGUACGCCGAGCUGCAACACGUUUUAAUGACCACUUACGUUAAUUUGGUGUCACGAACGGUAACGGACGGUCGCAUCGGUCGGUGUCGGGCGGGGAGUCAAGCGAACCGGACGGUCGAAAGCGAACGCACCCCUAUUCCGCUGGUGGCAACGGACUUGUAACGAGCCCUCGAAUGUACCACAAGGACGGAACCGUAGAUGUGAAGCUAUUAGCCGACCUUGGGUACAUAGCCGACCGUCUUCGGAACCUCGAGCAGAAGUGGGAUUUGACCGAGCUGAAGGAUUUGCACCGGCGCAUCGUACUGAAGUUUGACGAUCCUCCCACGAGCGUACUGCGGCUGCGCGAAACGCUCGCGCUCACGCCGACCGUGCCACCGGGUUCCCCGGAGCAGCAGGAGGAGGUGGUGAUCGUUGCCGAUCAACAGACACCCUGUGUCGUGGUGGAAGAAUGUCCCGAAACAUCCCCUGAAGCAUCGAAAGUAGUGAGCUGCAGCGGUGAGGAUGAUAAUGCGAGUAACGAAAGGAUUGUCUGGGACGCUGGAAACGUUGACGGAAAAGUGCGCAAACUAGACGAGCUAGAGGAUCUGGUGAUCGCUUUCUAUCGCAGCUGUGGUCGACGCCAUUCCGGGUGUAGGGUGGAGCUUGCGGGCAGUCGCGACAGUCCCGAACACAGCCGGGCACGAACGAAACGAACCAAAAAGAAGCAUUCGAUCGGGAAGGAGACCGAUAGGGCAUCAUCAUCCCAGCAACAAGGUCAGCAGGAACAGCAGCAACCCGAUCCUGAUCGUACUAUGAACCAAGGCACCGACCUGGACCAGGAUCGGGAUCAUCACGCACGUGCUGCCACAUCGUCCGCAUCGUCCGAAUCCGGUGCACCCGUACCGUGCAUCGACACACGAAUAGCUUCGCAGCCGUUGCGCUCGAUACACGGCGACUGCAGCAGCUCGACCGGGCCCGGUUCGCUCGAUCGGGAACCGACUCUCGACGACGAGGAGGACACGGUUACGCUGACGGCCGAAACGAGCAGUGAAUGCUGCAGCCAACAGACUGUGGUAGCGUUGGCGGAAGCGGGGCCAUCGCCUGUCCCUGACCCGACCGAAACCGUCGCCGGCAGCGAUACGACCACCGACGACGACGACGGCGACGACGACGAACACGACGAAAACGACGGUGAUACGGGUGGGUCCGGUGCGGAUGCCAACGAUGAGGCGGACCCGGGCGACACGUGCACUAGGCGAGAGUCCACGCUAGAGAAGGCUUCGUCCCAGUCGUCGUCCCGGCGGUGCUCGCUCGGCGGGGAGUUUGAGACGGACCAGAACCGACGGCUCCGUCGUCGACUGUCCGAGCUGACGAACAACUUCUGCACGCCGAAGCAGUUCCAGCAGCUGUGUGACAAUCUGGACAGUAUCACCGACAGCGAUCUUAAGCUGCUGAUAAAGGAGCUGAAGAGGAAGAUCGAAUUUGCCGAAAGGAUGAACUGGCUGUGUCUGUCGAGUAGACCGCGCGGUCCACCGCAUCGGAAAACUAGCCUACCAAAGCAUACGGACGUGAAGAAGCGCUUUCUGGAAACGUGCGACCGGACGCUGUCGGACGAGGUGAAGGCCGCCCUGCGGCUGCCGGCGUUCGAUUCGUACGAGUGGGAAGACUGGGACGUGAUCCACCUAAUGCAGACGAUGUUUGUCGAGCUGAAUUUGCUGGAAAAGUUCAACAUACCGAUCGUGACGCUGCGCGAGUGGUUGUACGAGGUGUACAAGCACUACAACGAUGUGCCGUUCCACAACUAUCGCCACUGCUUCUGCGUCGCCCAGAUGAUGUACGCCAUCGCAUGGCACACGAAUCUGGUGCAGCGACUGGGCGAGCUGGAGGUGUUGGUCUUGCUGGUAUCCUGCAUCUGUCACGAUCUGGACCAUCCCGGUUACAACAAUAUCUAUCAGAUUAACGCACGAACCGAGCUGGCGCUGAGGUACAAUGACAUUUCACCGCUGGAAAACCAUCACUGCUCGAUCGCGUUUCGAUUGUUGGAACACCCGGAAUGCAACAUAUUUCGCAACAUGAGCAAGGAGAUGUACAAGGAUGUACGGGAGGGUAUUAUCCGGUGCAUAUUGGCCACCGAUAUGGCCCGACAUAACGAAAUCCUCACCCAAUUUCAAGAGGCUACACCCGAAUUCGACUACAGCAACAAGGUUCACACGAAUUUGCUCUGCAUGGUUCUGAUCAAGGUGGCGGACAUUUCGAACGAGGCGCGCCCGAUGGAUGUGGCGGAACCUUGGGUGGAUCGGCUGCUGCAAGAGUUCUUCGCCCAGAGCGCAGCGGAAAAGUCUGAAGGUUUGCCGGUGACACCGUUCAUGGAUCCGGACAAGGUGUCCAAGCCCGGUAGCCAGGUGCGCUUCAUCGGGCUGGUACUGUUGCCACUGUUCGAAGCGCUCGGUGAACUGUUGCCCGAACUGACGGAUCUUAUCAUCACUCCGGUGCGGGUGGCACUCGAUUACUAUCGACGCCUGAACGAGGCGGCCAACAAAACGCGCCGAUCGAUCGCGGAAGCGGAAGCAGCAUCCUCCGAGAGCGGUGGCUCACCGCAGCUACCCCGUUCGCAGUCCGGCAUCAGCGUCAAAUCGCGACGUAGUAUUCCCUCGCAAAAGUCCGCGUCUCGCACGUCUGUUGAUGAGCCUAUUUUAAUUGCAGCCGAACUGCACGACCUACCGGAGGGCAGCGAGAGCGGUGACUCCGAGACGGCCACCGAAGUCGACGUGGCGGAGAAAACGUCCAAGUUCAAGGUGGACACGGAAAGCAUCCACCGCAAACAGUCGCACCCGAACUCCCGGAAGGGUAGCCGCGAGAAGCGCCCGUCGAUGAUCGGUGAAUACUACACCACAGGUACGCGCACCCGUGGCUCGCACGGCAACAUACAGCAUACUAAUAAUCGCACGUAUUUUGGUUCGAAUCGCGCCAUUAGCCUAGACCAGUACAGUAACAACCGGCGCAUGUCGGACGGCGUCCCGAUACAGACGGUCCACUCGGACAACAGCGUGCUGUACUACCACCACCAGCGGCAGCACCGCAGCCUCGACCACGACACGAUGUGCUCGUCCUCGGACAGGAGCACCAGCCUGAACAGUACGCAGGACGCGGUACCGCCGGCAGCGUCGGCCGACCCAGCCAACCUGCCGGCGACGGGGAAGCAGCGGUUGGGCAAGCUGUUUGGCAGUAGCACCGGCGGCAGUUCCGGUGGCCCCGGUGGCACCGCAUCGACGGCAGUGGCAAAUCUGAAAAAUAACAACAGCGGCGGUGCGGCCGGAUCGAGUAGCGGCGGGGCCGGUAAACACUUUUGCCGAAUGUUAAGCUUUAACCAGCAGCAGAAGCUGGACAAGCUGCGCACAAACAACAACAACAGCCAGAACAAGAACAACAACAACAACAGCAACAACAACAACAAUAAUAAUGGCAGCGGCACGGAAGGCAACAGCAACAAUAAUAAUAACAAUAACAAUAGCAUUAGCAACAAUAAGAAUGCGGCCAACAGCCACGCGAAGCAUCUCGAUGGACGGGAUGGGCCGUGCUUUGCGGCAGGAGUGCGCCCGCGUGCAGGGACCGCUGGUGGUGGUGGUGGUGGUGGUGGUGAGGGCGGAAUCGAUGGGACCAUUUCCGGGAGUGUCGGAGGCGGCGGCAGUGAGGAAGCUGGUGACGGUGAAGACGGUGUAAAAGGUGGCAAUGGUAAUGGCAGCAGGAAUGGAACGGCCGGCCGCACCGGCCCAUCGUCCGCCGCGUCGACCGGCUCGAAAUCGUUCCUGUCCCGGUUGCGCCAGUUUACUGGCCGGCUCAGCUUCAACUUUGACUCGCGGGAAUCGAAAAAGCUGCAGCUGCUGGCGGCGAAUGCGCCCGAUCGCGUGAAGUCGUCGUGUGCCGGUGUGCCAGCGCGGGACCAUCAGCAUCGGCUGGAGAAGUCGCGCACGGUCGAUGUGGGAGAUCUGGGACCGGUAGCGAUCUGUGGCGACGGUACCAUGAGCACUGGUCAGCAGCAGCAGCCGCCCGCUGCUAGCGUUAGCAGCACGUUGAUGGUGCAUCAGCAUCACGCGGCGGGACUGGUGCCAGGUGAGUCCUUCUACGGUGGAGGACCGCCGGUGGUAAUGAACCAGCCCAAAUCAAUUUCGCCCAUCCUCAUGCAGCACCGCCACAGUGAGGUGCUCGGUCUGGGUGGCCCGGCAGCGGCCCGCAGCCGUGCGUACAGUCUGGACGUACCGAUCGGGGGACGGCACUGUUGCCGCAGUCUCAGCGGCAGUACGACCGGCGGGGGAGCCGGUUCUAGCUGCGGCGGUAGCCACAAGAGUCUCACCUUUUCGCUCAACAACCGCUCGCUGACGGAGGACAACGAUGGCGGUGGCAGUCUGGCGCUCGUGUCCAGUGAUCGUAAAUCGGGCGUUGGAGCCGCAGUACGGAACGGGACCGAUCAUUCGUUUGCGGACGAUCCGUCCUGUGCCAUUGCCGGGAAUGAUGUGCCGGUACCGGGUGAAACCAUUUGACAUCAGCAGCAACUCCAGCAGCAGCAGCAGCAACGUAUGCUACACCACACGAACUCUUCGUACGAACCGUCGCUGCAGGGCAUCCUGCUCACCUCGACCUCCCUGCAGGCCGACUCGCCCCAGUCACAGCAUCGGGGCGGACCCGUGGCACGCACUUCGCUCGACUCGGAACGACGGGCACCGUUCGCCGAGUCGGAAUCCAUCUCGUCCAAGCACACGUCCGCCCUGGUGAGCUACUGGAUCUGUUUGACCGAGCGCAUGAGCUCGCUGAUCUGCAAAUGCUGCGAGCGUACGCUACCGCCGGCGGAAAGCGUCUAGUGUCUACCGGUGGCCGGUGAUGCACGUGCUGGAAGAGCUGGACCGUUUUAAAUCGGACUGCAGCUGGCAUGUUUCGUUAUGUUGUCCGUUUUUGCAACGGUCCAAAUUUGAAUCUUUCUACUUUUUGCUACUCUAUUACGUUGUUGUUGUCAGAUUUUCUCCAUUUUGUUUUCCAUUUCUAUUGUGAAUUUGGGUUGCGACAUGUGUUAGCGCUAUUUUAUUACCUUGACUUGUAAUUAUUCUGGACAACGCGAGCUUAAGUCACGUGGAGGAAAGCAAGUAGCACUUUAAAGAAUGUUUAGAUUUAUAGAGAACGAACAUGCCAAAACUUAGGAGAAACAUAUUUAAACCAAGCAAGUCAAAAUUAGUUUGCUGUGGAAGACGAACGCGCGUGUGAUUAGACUAUAGAACGGGAAAGGAAAAGAAAAUAUCUCAAUCGGGGGGGGGGGGGGGGGGGGAGGGAAAACAAUUGUAUAAAUGAACUUGAACGAUACGUUCCGCAAGGAAAUACUCCCCCUUCUUCCCAGCAAAGCACAACUCCAGGAAAAACAUGAGAUCUGAAUCUAAUGAAAACAUAUCACUAAAACGUACCAAUUCAAAUGCAACCGAUUACAAUUCACUCAUCCCCAUCUUUUCUACCACGGCUAGUAAGCAAACCAACCAAACCAAACCAAACGAUCUUUGACGACCCUUUUUCUACAGAGCACAAUUUUACACCACCAAAACCCGAACAUGGAUAUCAGCCGUUGCUGAUCUUAGUGGGGGGAAAACCCUUGCGUGCGUUCCCUGUGUAUAGUCGGAUAUGGAAAUGAGCAGUAGAGAGCGCGUACGCGCAAAAUAUCAGAUUUCAAGCUACAGAGCAACAUUACUAAAAGGAACAUUUCCCACAAACGUUUUACAACAAUCGCCUAAUGGACGAAGAUGGAGAGGUUCGAGCGGAUUCGAACUGCAGUCUUCUGCACGGAUGUUGCGGGCGCUUUCGAACCUUUUUGGUAUCGUCAGCGAAUCUAAUCGCUAACCUCUCCAGCAUUAUUGUCUAAAGACUUAGUGCCAGCUUCACGCCGCACUUGAGGCGCACCUACGUUUUGCCAAACUGUCUUACGGAGCUGCGCCACAAGCCAGAGCCACAGAGCAUAACCAAACAAAAAGGAGAAGAAAAAUGUGUUAUGAUAAAAAGCUUUUAAAAAAACAAACCCCGGAAAGCAGACACACACAGCGUCGAGGCACAAAACCACACACACACACGUAAAGGGAUUUAAAAACAACACACGCAACAAUGACGUAGAGGUAACGAAACCCCCCCGGAGCUAGAGUAAUUUGAUAUUAUUAGAACUGACUAACAAUCAUGUUGCAGGCGACAUUAUACAUAAUAAACUUCCCACAACCACAAACUGGCUCUACUCGGUCUGCUUAACCUGGUGUCUAAAGGAACUGUUAUGCUGUAUGUACGUGUAUGCGUGUAUGAGUAUGUGUGUGUGUGCGUGUGUGCGUGAUGAAAGGGAGAGACAAACAAAAAAGCCCAACCCUAGAGUGUUCACCAUCCCUUGGCCAUCGCUUUUGCCCCCAAGCUUCACUUGCAACAGUGAAGCAACCAAGCAGCGAUAGUUGUAGAACAAAACACAAUUUGUUGUUCAGAUCAGUAAAAUAGUAAAUGGACAUUAAAUCAUAAGCAACAUGUAACAUGGAAACGAUGAAUGGGAUUCGGUGGAGAAGAAAUCAGAAGAGGAAAGGUAAAUUGGGAAAAAAAUGUAGGGAAAAGAUGACUCGUUCAAUUGCUCUCUAAUUGCAUUUUCUCUUCUCUAUGCCUGAACCGUAUGCGUUUGCUUUAACUGUUUUGUUUGCUUCUUUUAAUAACGAUUCGGUUGUUUCAUAUUGCUAUACUUUUUUUCUUAAACUUUAUUAUAUUUUUCCAAAUUUACAACCACAGUUCGAAUUAUUUAAACUUGUUUUUUCCCCAAAACCAAAACUGUACGAAGAGCCUAUUUAAUGUGAAAGCUGUGGCUGUGUGACGUCAAACAGGAAGACCCCCACCACCUGACUGAUAUUCUUCCUCUUCCUCUUCUUCUUCUGCUUCCACUCCUCUCGGCCUUCUAUAUCACACCAGGUGCAAUUAGAGUACGCGAGUAAAAAGGGGUAAAUUAAAUGGGGAGAAAAAAUAGAGCAUAAAAUGUAACAGUAACACAAUUAAAUGCAAACAAAAAAACGAAAGACAAAAUAUGUAAAACAAAACAGGUUAGCAAAAAAAAAAAGGAAAAAUGUAACACUUAUUACUUGUGUUGCAAACAGGAACAGCACAAACCAGUAGAACAGAACAAGAGAAGAAAAACGAUAACAAUCAAUGCAUUUUUCCCCGGCAUGUGGUGUGGCGGCCAUCACGAAUUGUGUGUGCCUGCCCUGCCCACUGGGUGGCCCCCAAAGUUUUCAACAAGACUACGGUUACAUCACGAUCGAGGAAUCAUCGGUAGCUUAGGAUCUCAAAAAUUGUCAAAUUAGUGUAUGUCAUCGUCAGGUUCGAAUUGAAUGGAAUGAAAGAGGGGUGAUAUUUAAUGUGCCAUUAGGAAAAGGGGGGACGGGGGGACAGGAGGGGAGGGCUGGGAAAUUUGGAGCCAUUUCUAACGGAAAAAUUCAAUCUAAAGCAAGGACCUUGUCGGGAUAGGGCGAGUGGGUCUAAUGCUAGGUCGCUAGGUAUUCUCACCAUAUGUGUGUGUGUAUUCGCUGUACUGUCCUGUGUGUCCUGUAUCGUCGUGAGCCGUGUGUUUAGGGUGACUGUUUUCGAAAAUGGACCAAUAGAAGAAUAUAAACACCCUGUCUCUCUCCCUCUCUCUCUUAUCAAGAUAUUAAAACACACAAAGACCCCAUCUCCCUAAACAUUGGACUCCCGUAAUGGUCCUAAAUGGGCAGAGAAGCAUAACACACCCCGAUACGUAGCGAUAGAUUGAUAUUUAGCCAAACUAUGAGGCAAACACACACACACACAAGCUGUGGUCGGACUGUAAAUAUAAAGAAUAUGUUGGGCUACUAGGUCUAAGUCUAACGCGCCCUCUCUAUCAACACUCACCUUGCGAACAGGAGGAACCACCGCGCAAACCAAAUGCCAGGUGGCUUAGUGAAUUUAGUGUCUCGUUAUUGUAAAUGUGUGUACAUGUUUGUAUGUGUGUGUGUGUGCGUGUGCGUGUAUGUAUGUAUGUGUACCCUUGUGAGAGCAUCAGCAAGCUCAUCUCAUCAGGCCACGUUCCCCACAGAGGCGCUCCGAACGCACAAAGCAUCACGCAAAUUAGCUAAAUUGUGUGCAGUUAAAGUUAAGGCGUGCGCACGUAACGAAAACUCCCAGCCAAAUAUGUUGAAAGCAAACGAUCAGUGUAGUAUACAGCAUGCACGUAAUUGUAGUAGGACAUGAAAUGCACGUGCUCGGCACCACACGUCCUCUCUGUCUGGGCUGGGCCCGAUCGUGACUGUGCGAGAGUACGGGAGAGAUCCCUGUCUGUCUAAUGUGUAUCUGUUUGUUGUGUGUUUUGCACAAGGUGCUUAGCGUAGCCGAAGGACGGGAUUGUUGUUAUUACGUAGCAGAACAAGGGACUCUACUGUAAAGACUAUCACACUAUCACACCAUUGCUAUUGCGAUAGCCACAUACUACUACUGUCAAACAGAAUAAUUUAAUAGAGCAGGGUAACGGGAUGCAAUGGCACCGGCAUGCAAAUCCCUCCCCCCAAAAAAAAAAAGAAAA
This is a messenger RNA of Anopheles stephensi (Asian malaria mosquito), 9673 nucleotides long. RefSeq lists its product as uncharacterized. Gene Ontology annotation, biological process: cGMP catabolic process. Gene Ontology annotation, molecular function: 3',5'-cyclic-GMP phosphodiesterase activity. The record is from RefSeq and is a predicted model, not a curated record. NCBI's taxonomy places the organism in Eukaryota, Metazoa, Arthropoda, Insecta, Diptera, Culicidae.